Diorhabda carinulata is the source of this 14806-nucleotide messenger RNA. Its product is annotated as basement membrane-specific heparan sulfate proteoglycan core protein-like. The record is from RefSeq and is a predicted model, not a curated record. Gene Ontology annotation, molecular function: cell adhesion molecule binding; calcium ion binding. Gene Ontology annotation, cellular component: plasma membrane; cell-cell junction. The transcript is spliced from 64 exons. Bases 181 to 13497 code for a protein of 4438 amino acids. Gene Ontology annotation, biological process: cell-cell adhesion. NCBI's taxonomy places the organism in Eukaryota, Metazoa, Arthropoda, Insecta, Coleoptera, Chrysomelidae.
UGUUCGCUUUUGAAAAGUUGACUGUCGUUGCGGCUUGAGACACAACUGCCUAGCCGCUCGUCGUGUUAUUUCAUCUUUUAGUGCAGCAUCUGCUGGAGCAAGUACGAUCGGAAAAUAUUUCAAGUGCGAUGACAUUGUAAGACUUCGCGAAAGAGAGAACUAUUACAUUUGUUUCCGAAGAUGGGUGGACCAAACACCCCGAAACUUUUCAGUUUAUUCACUUUGAUGGUGAUAUGUUUCUUUGUGGGAAAUUUAUAUCAAAUUUCUGCUGAUUCUAAGAUCGAUGGAGAUUUAAUAUUUGAUAGCAAUGACAAACAUCCUAGGUUACUUAGACAUUUAUACAAAGAAGAUGUUGAAUCUAAACCUCCAGUGGAAGAACAUUGGCUUACUUCAACAGUAAAUAGAUUAAGGAGGAGUAUAAACAGCGUUUUUUCAAAAGAUACUCAUAAUGAGAAAUUGGACCAUCAUCAUCAUCACGUCGAAAAGAAGAGUAAUCAUCAUAGGACGAAGUUCAACGCUUUCAAAAAACCUAAGUUUGGCAGAAAACACAGAGAAGCAGAUGACGGAGAUAAAGAUUACGAUGAUGGCCAAUCGCAAUAUCAGGUUUAUUAUGAAUCUGGUAAUGCUCAGGAAGGACAAUUUGAAAACGAAGGUCAAGGCCAAAUCGAACAAGACGAAGAUGAAAGUGAAGGCCAGUUUGAGAAUGAUUUAACACUAGGAAAUAACGAUAAUUACGCAGAUAAUGAUGGGUUUGCACCACUCAAGAUAGGUGAAGCUACGGAAGAUUCCAAUUACGAAAACGGAAACGACAAUGGUGACGAUAAUUAUUAUAAUAAUGGCGAAGUUGAUACAGGACCAACUGAUGACGAAGAUAUCGGCGAAAUAUCUGGAGACAGAGAUUCUGAUUAUGGUUCAGGUGAUAUCGAUGAUCGUGAUUAUGACAACGUUCCUUCGACCACUACGUAUAGCGUUGAUCAAGGCCAUCCAAGAAUAUACAGGGUCGCCUUUACUAUUCAAGAACCAUAUCAAAAUGAAUACCAAGAUCGAAAUAGCCAACAGUUCAAGACUUUGGAACAAAGAAUCAAAAGAUCACUCGAAAAUGUACUUCAAGGCAUUCCUGGAGAACUUUUUAUAUCUGUAAUCAGCUUGGAGAAAUCUCAGGAUCUAUUCAAAAUUCGAGUAACAAUCGAUAUCGAUUUCGAAGGAAAUGCUGGAAGUGAUGAUAUAAAACGUGCCAUCUUCGAACCAAUUCACACUAAUCAUAGACUUGGCGAUCUUACAACUACGAAUCCAGAAGAUCUUAGAUUCAUUGAAUUCGGAGCCGAAGGCCCACAUUGUUCUGAAGACGAACUGAAAUGUGGAAGUGGGCAAUGCGUUGCUAAUAGUUUACGUUGUAAUGGCGUUAAUGAUUGUAAUGACGGUUCUGAUGAAGAAGGUUGUGUAUACGAACCACCCAAAACGGAACCCCCUGUAACAGAAUCCACAACACCGUACCAACCAAAUGAGGUAUUUGUUACUACAACGACAACUCAGGUUCCUGUUACUGAACCAGUAACUACAGCCCCUACUACUACCACAACUACAGAAAAACCUUCAACAACCACCACUACCACCGAAGCAACAACACCUUACGAACCACCUGAACUACAAACUACAACAACCACAACAGCACCAACUACUACAAUUAAGUUGCCAGAUGAACCGGAACUACCUUUCAUUGAUAGUGGUAGUGGUGCCGGAGAAUGUCGUGCAGAUGAUUCUGUUAGAUGCUCAGACGGAUCCAGAGUUAUUUGUGCUGAUCAAGUAUGCGAUGGAAUAGAAGAUUGCGACAACGGAGCCGAUGAAGAUAAUUGUGGCAGUGCCGAGUGUCGCCAAGGCGAGUUCAAAUGUGAUGUGUACAGAUGCAUCCCAAUAUCACAACAUUGUGACGGCAAAGCUGACUGCACUGAUGGCACCGACGAACAUAAUUGUCAAAAAGAAUGUAAUGACCAGGAAUUCGCUUGUGAUGAUCAAUGCCUAUCGCUUGAUAGACGAUGUGAUGGUAUCAGGGACUGCAUGGAUAAUACCGAUGAAACCAAUUGUCCAGAACAACAAUGUCUUCCUCCUUACUUCUACUGUGGAAGAGGAGAUAUAUGCAUUCCCGAUUACUUAGUUUGCGACGGCCGUUCAGAUUGUAAAAAUAACGCAGAUGAAAGCAAUUGUACUUCUGCAGGUGAUCGAUGUAGAGCUGACCAAUUCAGAUGCGGGAACGGCCAAUGUAUACCGAAAUCCUUGGUAUGCGAUCGAAAAUACAAUUGCGAAGAUUUAAGUGAUGAAAGAAAUUGUCCAUGUCUCAAGGAUGAUUUUAGAUGUGAAAACGGAUUCUGUAUCCCACAUGCUCAAAGAUGCGACGGUAUUCAUCAAUGUCAGGACCGUUCUGACGAAGUAGGAUGUAACGAAACACAUUGCGAACCACAUCAGUUUAGAUGUAAUGACGGAUCAUGUAUAGAUCAGAUUUUCCGUUGUAACCUCAAACAUGAAUGCCCGGACGGUUCCGAUGAAAUCGGUUGUAAUCAAUGCCUGCGUGAUCAAUUCAGGUGUAGUGAUGGCACCUGUUUGAAUUUCGAUAAAAUAUGUGAUACUGUUUCCGACUGUUUACACUCUGAGGACGAGGAGCAAUGUGGACACUGCAAGUCUGAUGAAUUUUUAUGCGCAAAUGGACAAUGUAUCGAUUCAAAAUUGCGCUGCAACAAAGUUUAUGAUUGUUCUGAUCAGUCUGAUGAAGCAAAUUGUAACGGUUCGUGUACACAAGGUUACAUUCAGUGUAAAGAAGGUAAUUGCAUUGAAGAUUACAAACGAUGUAACGGUUAUGUCGAUUGUGAAGAAACAGGCAGUGAUGAAGAAAACUGUGCCAUAGACACUACUAGUCCUACAAUCACUACUACUACACUUUCAUCAGUUAGGGUUUGUCAGCCUGACGAAGUACUUUGCGCCGAUGGGACCUGUAUAUUUGGUAAAAAAUGUGACCGAACUAUAGAUUGCAAAGAUCGAUCAGACGAAAUGGGUUGUACCGGUUUUUGUGAUAUCACAGAAUUCCAAUGUGGUAAUGGUUAUUGUAUCUCGGACAAAUUGCGAUGUGACGGUCUCAAAGAUUGUCUUGACAAUUCCGAUGAAGAAAAUUGUGUUAAUACCUGCCCUAAUGGUCAAUUCCGUUGCGAAAAUGGUAUUUGUUUGGAUUCAAAAAGACGCUGCGAUGGUUAUCCAGAUUGUCCUGAAGGAUCUGACGAAGAGGGAUGUUCCGGUGCUCAAAAUAAAACGUCCAGCUGCGACAGCAACCAAUUUGAUUGUGGAGACCAUUGUAUACCUAUCACUUUCCGUUGUGAUACUUACCCGGACUGUGUAGAUGGAUCGGAUGAAGAAGGAUGUGGUAACUGCAGAGAGAGUGAAUUCCAAUGUUCUGAUCACACCUGCAUUCCUAAGAGUUUACAAUGUGACGGUAAUUCCGAUUGUGCUGAUAAUUCAGACGAAACAGAUUGCGCUGAACCAACAAGUCCUCCCAGAUGUAACUCCAGACAGUAUCAAUGUAAUGAUGGAAGCUGCAUUGACGAUUUUAGACAAUGUGAUGGCAAUGCUGACUGUCCUGAUAAUUCAGAUGAAAGCGACUGUUCAAUUUGUCCCAGUAAUCAAUUCCAAUGUAAUAACAAUUUCGACUGUAUUCCCAUGAAUUUACGUUGUAACGGCAAAAAUGAUUGCAAUGAUGGUUCUGAUGAAUAUAACUGUCCAACUGAACGUCCUACUUCUCCUCCAGACACAACACCACGCGGUCUCAACUGCCCAUACGGUAUGCAACCAUGCAAAUCUGGAGAUAAUUGCGCUAAAUAUUGCGACGGAAGAGUCGAAUGUUACGACAUGUCAGAUGAAACGGAUUGUUCUUUCAACCCUCAAGAGCUUGAUUUAAGAACUUAUCCAAACGGCACUGAAGAGAGAGAACACAUGUAUAAAACUGGGCAAGAAGUUGUAUUAACGUGCAGAGACGAAGGUCCUCUUCGAGCUAAAGUUCAAUGGACUAGAGCUAACGGAGCUCCAUUACCACCGGGUUCAACAGAUAUUAACGGUCGUCUUACUAUUCCCAAUAUACAAUUAGAACAUGCGGGAACAUAUCUUUGCGUUGCCGUUGGAUUCCCAGCUGACAUUUCAAGAACAAGAGUUGCUGUACCUCUCACUGUACUUCGAAGACCUCCGCGACCAACACUUCCACCUUCAGGAUGUAGUUCAACACUUGAAGCUACUUGCUCUAACGGCGAUUGUAUUCCAAAAUCGAAAAUUCGCGAUGGCCGAUUUGACUGUACCGAUGGUUCUGACGAAGAUGGAUAUAGACCAGAAGGGUGUGAACCGAAUGAAUUCAAAUGUAGAAACGGAAAAUGCAUCUACAAAGCUUGGACUUGUGAUUCAGAUGACGAUUGUGGUGACAAUACCGACGAAGAAAACUGUGGUACCAACCCACCUGGCUCAGUAUGCCAAUACCAUCAAUUCUCUUGCCAUUCCAAUAAUCAAUGCAUUCCAAAAACCUAUCACUGCGAUGGUCAAAGUGAUUGUGUAGAUGGUAGCGAUGAAGUUGGUUGUGGUAAACCAGUAAUAUCAAAACCACCUCCUCCAAUGGUUAACCUAAACGUAGGUGAUAUAUUCCAAAUAUCUUGCACUGCCAUAGGCAUUCCUACUCCAGAAAUAGUGUGGCGUCGUAAUUGGAAACACGUUCCCUCGAAAUGUAGAAUGACAAGCAGUAACGGUGUUGGUACCUUGAUUUGUGAAAAUAUUCAGAUUGAAGAUCAAGGAGCUUAUACUUGUGAAGGACUUAAUAUUAAAGGCGCCAUUUUGGCUGUACCUGAUACUAUUUUGGUUGUCAAACAAGAUAAUCCCUGCAGGCAAGGAUACUUCAAUGCGCAAGCUAGAAGUGAAGGAGAAUGCAUUUCAUGCUUCUGUUUUGGUCAUACUAGCAUCUGUAGAUCCGCUGAUCUAUUCACAUUCCAAUUCCAGCCUCCCUUUGAUGCUCUCAAAUACGUUGGAGCACGAGUAGAUCCUUCAGGAUCCGUGGAUAUAAGAGACGAACCUAUAUAUACUGCAGGAGAACCACAAUUAUCUCCUUAUGGACCUCAAGGUGUGCUAGCCACAGUACCUGAAGGCUCCCAGUUGAACCAGUUAAACGUUAUUCCAUAUUUUGCCAUGCCAGAAAAUUAUCGUGGUAAUCAACUCAAGAGCUAUGGAGGAUAUCUCACCUAUUGGAUCAGACACUCUAAUAGAGGAACACCACUACAAGGACCUAAUGUUAUAAUUACAGGUAAUGGAUACACUUUACUUCACGUAUCUACUCAUUCUCCUGCUCCAAAUUCUGAUGAACGGAUGCGAGUACGCUUCUUCGAAGGUGAAUGGGUCGAAAGGUCACCCAAUUCCCGUGAAAAGAUCGCAACUAGGGAAGAAAUCAUGAUGGCUCUUGAAAACGUUGAAAACAUUCUCAUCAAACUCCAAUAUAAUGAAGGAACUUUGAAUACUACCUUAAAUAAUGUCGAAAUGGAUUCGGCCGGUUUGUCCAAUGUUGGAUUAGGACCAGCUAAUUAUGUUGAAGAAUGCAGUUGUCCCGUUGGAUACUCUGGAACCUCUUGUGAAAAAUGUUCUGCUGGUUAUAUAAGACAAAGUAACGGACCUUGGUUAGGACUAUGUACCAAAGAACCUGUGAAAUGCCCACCAGGAAUGUAUAAUGAUGGAAGAGAAUGUCAAAUAUGCCCUUGUCCUCAUACUACUCCAGGAAACCAGUUUGGACGAUCCUGCCAACUCGCUCCUAACGGUGAAGUAAUAUGUAAUUGUCCACCUGAGUAUGUAGGUAAUAGAUGCGAAAAAUGCGCACCUGGCUACCAAGGCAACCCGUUGGUCUCUGGUGAUUAUUGUAAACCCAUACCAUCACCAGCACCUUACUGUGACGUUGCCGGUUCUCUCGAUUCCAGACCCGACCAAUAUGGACGUUGUCGUUGCAAGAAUUUGGUUGAUGGUCCCACUUGUAACCAAUGUAAGGCAAAAUCAUUCCAUCUGAGUAGCUCAAAUCAAUUUGGUUGCGUCUCCUGCUUCUGUAUGGGUAUAACUUCCCAAUGUUCCAGCUCUAAUUGGUAUAGAUCACAAGUUUCAACAAUUUUCGUCUCAUCCCGACAAAAUUUCGCACUAGUCGAUAACUUUAAUAGAGAAACUCCAAUAACAGAAGGCAUAAUAUUAGAUUCACGAGAUCGACAAAUAUCGUAUAGUGGUUUUAGAACUUCGGAUGUUUAUUAUUGGUCACUACCUUCACGUUAUCAAGGAAAUAAACUGACAUCCUACGGCGGUUAUUUAAGAUACUCUCUACGUCACAAAUCAAUACCAGGUGGUCAAAGUUCUAGAAAUAAUGCGGCAGAUGUGGAGCUUGUCAGCAAAAACAAAAUCAAUCUAUUGUAUUACAAUCGCAACCAAACUCAACAAAACCCCAACGGCGCGCAAACUUUUGCAGUUCCAAUUUUAGAGCAGUACUGGCAACGUAUCGAUGGUCAAAUCGCUGAUAGAGCACACCUUCUGAUGGUAUUAGCUGAUCUUGAAGCCAUUUAUAUCAAAGCUACAUACUUUACUAAUACACAAGAAUCAUCGUUGAUUUCUGUAUCGUUGGAUAUUGCCACCGAACAAAAUACAGGUUCUAAUCAAAGAGCUGUCGAAGUUGAACAAUGUCAUUGUCGUGAAGGAUACACAGGUUUAUCUUGUGAAAAUUGUGAUGUAGGUUAUACCAGAACACCAAGUGGACUUUAUCUCGGGCUAUGUGAAGCUUGUGAUUGUAACGGAUAUUCUAAUGAAUGUGAUCCUGAUACCGGAAUUUGUUUAAAUUGUAAAGAUGGUACCACGGGAGACUACUGUGAUGAGUGCUUGCCUGGAUACACUGGAGAUCCAAGUAAUGGAGUACCCUGUAGGUACAGAGGAACGCCUCCACCGUGUUACUGUGAUCCACGGGGAUCCCUCUCGUCCGAAUGCAGAGAUGGCAGGUGUUCUUGCAAAGUAAAUGUAGAAGGUAACAACUGUGACCGAUGCCGAAUCGGUUCUUUCGGUCUUAACGCCAGCUCCAUCGAUGGUUGCGAAUUCUGUUUCUGUUCUGGCAUAUCCUCAGAAUGUAUCGAAAGUAAUUUGUACCGUGAACAAAUCCCUUACCAAAUCACAGCAGGAAAUCACGGUUUCACUAUCACUGAUCAAUUCUUACGUCAUAGAAUAACUGAAAACUUCGACAUUAACGAAUAUAUGAACGAAAUCAGCCACGGAUUUUUGCCUAGUAAUAGAGAAACAAUGUAUUGGUCGUUGCCUGCAACAUUUACUGGAAAUCAAAUUAAAUCGUAUGGUGGAAAUUUGGAAUAUUCUCAGAGAUAUACUCAGAGACCACAAGCCAAAUACAUUCCUGACAAGGACGUUAUCAUUAUCGGUAAUGGAAUCACAAUAUUCUGGUCUCAUCCUACUGAACAACGUCAAGACAUCGUUAACCCAGUUUCAGUUAAAUUGCAUCCAACAGCCAAUUGGUUCCGUUUAGAUCGUAAUCAAGGCUCUAGACCAGCUUCUCGUGAAGACAUUCUUACGACUCUUGCUAAAAUUGAUGCCAUUCUGAUUCGAGCAACUCAAUCCAGUGAUACUGGUACAGCAUAUUUGAGUGAUAUUACUUUGGAUACUGCCGUGGAACAAAACACCGGUAACGCUAGAGCCAGCAGCGUCGAAGUGUGUAGGUGUCCUCAAGGCUACGAAGGUACAUCCUGCGAGUCGUGCGAUGCUGGGUACUAUAAAGAUAGAACUUUCGACGAAUCACGUCCAUUAGGAUCUUGUACAAAAUGCCCUUGUAACAAUAACGAAGAAAGUUGUGAAUUGGGACCUGAUUACCGGGUGAUUUGCCAAUGCAAACCGGAAUAUACAGGCAGAAAUUGCGAAUUUGAGGUUGGAUUUGUGACUACAACGGAAUAUCCAGACGUACCAACAACAACUAUGUCUAAUAGAGUAACAAUAGACGUUACCAUUGAAGAUACCAACAUUGGAAUCUAUGAAAUUGGUAGCACUGUCAGAUACAAUUGCUCAGCUAGAUCUCUUUUAUCAGCAAGACCUGUUCGAAUAAAUUGGAGAAAAGCUGAUGGAGACUUACCAUCUCGAGCUAUUGACGAAGGAAACGGUAUUUUAGUAAUCACCGAUCUAAAAGCAUCAGAUUCUGGAAGAUAUGUAUGUGAAGCAAGUGAUGGAUAUACCAUAGUUACAUCAAGUGUGGAUUUGAAUGUGGGAGUUCCACGAGAACAAAAACCAAGAGUGGCAAUAUCACAACCUUACGUAGAUGUGAAUGAAGGACUUCCUGUAGAAAUCCAGUGUGUCGGAACUGGAGUGCCCACUCCCGACGUUAGUAUCGUUAGAGCAGAUGGUCAACAACUAAGCCCAGGACAGCGUUUCGAAAACGGUGUAUUCCGCAUUUACCAAUCCCGUUUAUCAGAUUCUGGAGACUACAACUGCAUAGCUUCGAAUCGUGUAGGCACUGACUACGCUAGAUUUACUGUAACUGUUCACGAAGUUCAAGAUCGUAUAGUCCAAGUAGACAUAUCUCCUUCAUCUUUCUCAGGAGCCCCUGGAGAUACGGUUAUGCUGAGAUGCUCAGGCACACCUUUCGGACAAAUCAUAAAGUGGAGCAAACAAGGAGGUGAUCUUCCUUAUAAUUCCGUCGAGGAGAGAGGGAAUUUGAUUAUUCGUAAUGCUGCACCAGAAGACUCUGGCGUUUACAUUUGUACCGUUACAGCAACAACAGGCACCAGAGGUUUUAACAGGGCUACAGUUACAAUUACCGGGAGCCAAGAGGGUCGUUUCCCCACUGCUGCAGUUUCCGUUGAUAAGAUUACGUUAAACCAGGGUGCAUCUUCUGAGAUACAGUGUAACGCUACAGGCGUACCACCACCAUCUGUACAAUGGACAAGACUUGGAGGGGAACUCGGUCGUAACGCAAAACAAUAUGGAUCCACUCUCCGCAUCACUAAUGCCGAAGUAGAAGAUCGUGGAGUGUAUGUUUGUGUAUCUACCAAUGUCAACGGACUUGCUCAAGCAACUGUCGUAGUAGAAGUUAUACGUUUGGAAGCUCCUCGACUUGAAAUUUACCCAAGUAUUAGUCAGACCGUGAUUGCUGGAAAUAGUGCAGUUUUACAAUGUAGAGCUGUAGCUGGAAUUCCAACGCCGGAAGUAUUCUGGAGUAGAGAGAAUAAUUUACCACUGAGUUCAAAUGUUGAAGAAAUGGCCGGAGGUGCUUUGAGAUUCACACAAAUUACUCUAUCAGAACAAGGUGAAUACAUAUGUACUGCUAAUAACGAAGCAGGUUCAUCGACUGCUACAGCUCAAAUUAUCGUUCACAUACCUCCGGAUGUUAUAGUUACUCCACGACAAGAGGUGAUUACCAGGGGUAUAGGAGACCAAUUACGUCUUGAAUGCGAAGGUACUGGAUUGCCAUUACCUGCGGUUUCGUGGAUUAAACAAGACGAAUAUAGUUCUAGUCGUUCAUACGGGAUACAACCUCAAGCAUUAACAAAUAAAGCUUAUCAAGAAUUUACUCGUCUCACUAAAGAAGAUGAGGGUGUGUACUUAUGCAAAGCUGAAAGUAGUGCUGGACUUGCUUCAAGACGUGUUCAGUUAGUAGUGGAUGCUUUACCAAGCAGAGGUGACAUUACCGGUCGGCCAUCAACAGGUGAAGAUGCAACAUCCUCUGGUAAUGGUGAUUGGAGAGAUAAUGAACCAUCACGACCUCAUUUCACAACAACAUACAGACCCCCGUAUCCCACUCAUGAUCAAGAAUUCACAGUAGCUCUAGGCGGAAGGGCCGAGCUAGAGUGCAGAAUAGGAAAUGCAGAAGGUUCCUCCCUCGAUAUAAGGUGGUCAAGAACUGAUGGUAACCCAUUACCCAGUAGAUCUAUUCAACGGAAUGGUGUUUUGUACAUUGAUAAUGUAGAACAAGAAGCACAAGGAGAAUACAGAUGCUCCGGUUACGAUUCAUCCGGUCGAGCCAUAUUCAGCGUUAAUCCAUAUCUUACGGUUAUCUUUCCGCCAAGAAUAACGUUGGUUCCUCAACGUCAAGUGGUACAUCCUGGAGAACACGCUUACAUAAAUUGCAGCGCUAGUGGAGAUCAACCCAUUGAAAUAUCUUGGUCACCUAUGGGUCGUGAUAUGCCUAACUCAGUUUAUACCAGAGAUGGUUAUAUACGUUUCAAUAAUAUUCAACUUCAAGAUGCUGGUCGAUAUUUGUGCACGGCCAUCAACAGAGCCGGUAAAGCUGAAGCUGUAGCUGAUGUUAUCGUUGAAGAAAACGUUUCAAGACCUGCCAUUAAAGCCGAACAAAAACAACAACAAGCUCCAAUCGGUACAAACGUUAGCUUACGCUGUAGAGUCACCAAUCCUAAUUUCGCUAACACUGUGAGAUGGUUUAGAGCAGGACCCCAACUUCCCUAUGGUGCUCGAGAAGAUGGGGAACUCUUAUAUCUCAGAAAUGUGAGACAAGAAGACCAGGGAAGGUAUUAUUGUGAAAUCCAAACUAAAAAUGGUACUAUCAGUGACUACGUUGAUUUAAUUUUAACAGCACGUCGAUGGAAUUGCCAAGAGGGAUAUUGGUCAUGUAAAAAUAAGAUUUGUAUACCGGAAUAUCUCUGUUGUGAUGGGAAGGACGAUUGUGGAGAUUACAGCGACGAAAUGGAUUGUUCAAACAGGAAACGACGGGGACCUGCACCACCAACAAGACCACAAGAACCUCAAUAUACAAUUACUUUCAAUCCACCAGAAGCAGAACACUAUGUAGGUGAAGAUAUUGAAGUAUACUGUCAAUCCUCUGAAAGAGGAGCUAUCACCAUGUGGUCUAAAAUUUCGGGGCCUUUGUCGGACAACGUGAUCAGUGUAAAUACUGUUUUGAGGAUUGCUAAUUUGAGUCCCCAAAAUCAAGGUGUUUACAGAUGUGAAGCAACUGGAAGACUAUCCACUUAUUACAAAGAUUAUAACUUAGUUGUAAUUGAUGAUCAGUUUAAAGACCAACCUCCUCUACAAACAAAAGAAGCAGCAAGAGGAUCAACAGUUCAGUUAGAUUGCAAAGCAAAUUUCGACGCUACUGAAUAUGUUUGGACCAAACAAGGAGGAGAAUUACCAAGAGAUGUCAAUGAAUUUUCUAAAACCAUCCAACUUAACGACGUAGAUAGCUCAGACGCUGGUGUGUACACAUGUACUGCCAGUAAUAGUGAACAAUCUAUGGAUAUCCCAGUAAUUCUUGUUGUUACUGACAUAGUACCAUACUUUACACAAGCUCCCAACAGCUACAUCACUAUUCCAACUUUAUCAGAUUCUUACAUGCAAUUUGUGUUCGAAAUUUCCUUUAAACCACAACAAGACACCGGUUUAAUUCUAUACAACGGAGAGAAAGGAAACGAUAGAAGUGGAGAUUAUAUAGCACUCUCUUUAGUGGGAGGAAUACCUGAAUUCAAAUUUAAUUUGGGAGCCGGCACCACUAUAGUUAGAGCAGAAAGGCCUAUUACUAUUGGAGAUUGGCAUACUAUCAAAAUUUCAAGAAAUAGAAGGAAGGUUACCAUGUACAUAGAUGGAGACGGUCCAAUUGUAGGUGUGGCAGAAGGCAAAUAUACUGGAUUAGACUUAACAGAGCCCAUGUUUCUGGGAGGAGUACCUAAUGUUAAUGGUAUUUCACGUGAAGUUUUAGGAUAUGAACAAUACCACGGAUUUGUAGGUUGUAUUAGUCGUUUAAAAAUAGGACAUUCUCAUUUGGACAUUUUGCGGGAAGCCUUGAAUAAAACUGGAAUAACAACAUGCGAAUCUUGCAGUGAAAGUAAAUGUCAAAAUCAAGGUGUCUGUCAGGAAGCUUUAUCCAAAGAAGGUUACAUGUGUAUAUGCUCAUCAGGCUACAGCGGUCCAACUUGCAGUAAACUGAAAGGAGAAGCUUGCUCACCACAUGCAUGUGGAAUCGGAAGAUGUAUUGAUACAGAUAAUAGUUUUGAAUGCCAAUGUCCCCUUGGUCGUGCUGGACGUAGAUGUCAAAGAGAAAUCACAGUAAUAGAACCAGCGUUUCAAAAUGAUGCUUACAUUGCUUACCCCACACCAAAACCGGCAAGAAAAUUAAAACUAACAUUGAAAAUAAAACCUAAUACUUUAGAAGAUGGUAUUCUGCUCUACUGCAGUGAAAGUGAAGAAGGAUACGGCAAUUUUAUAAGUUUGGCAAUCAAAGACAGGCACUUGGAAUUCAGAUUUGAUGCAGGAAACGGUGCAACGGUAAUAAGGGAUGAAACUGACCUAAAACCAGGCGAGUGGCAUGUUCUCACAGCAACUAGGUCUCUCGGUGAAGGCCGACUCAUGAUUGACGGACAAGCACCAGCUAUUGGAAGGUCAACAGGUAACUACAAGACCAUAAAUCUCCAAACGCCACUAUUCGUCGGAGGUUACGAUAAACACCACAUUAAAAUAAACGAUGGAGUACAAGUUUAUUCUGGAUUUAACGGAUGCAUUGGAGAUAUCAAUCUUUCGGGUAUUGAUGUUAACUUGAUUCAAAACAUAACCGAUUCCGCCAACGUCAGAGAUUGUAACGCCGAAGAAGAUAUUGAUAAUAAUAUCUCUGAUAGUAACACGGAAAGACCUUUCAGACACGUCAGUUGUUCAAAUAAUCCAUGUCAAAACAACGGACAAUGCUACCCACUCUCACCAACAACAUACCAAUGUGCUUGUGCAGCAGGUUUUACUGGACAAAAUUGUCAAACUGCCGAAAAUGUAUGCGAACCGAACCCAUGUCAAAAUCAAGGUACCUGCAUUUUGAAGAAUACUCACUAUGAAUGCGAUUGUACUCUUGGAUUUACAGGACGCAACUGCGAUCAAGUAACGGAAAUACGCAACGACGCCCAUUUUGAUGGAAAUGGUUAUCUAGAAUUUAAUAGAGAUCUUCUAGCUCAUCGCGACGGAGAACAGGAAGUAAUCGCAUUAGAAUUAUCGACUAACCAAUCAAACGGACUCAUUUUCUGGCACGGACAAACUCCAAGCUCCAGUGGAUAUGGAAACAAUUAUAUAGCUUUAUCAAUUGCCAACGGUUUCCUGGAAUACAGCUUUGAUCUAGGGGACGGCCCAGCCAUCGUUAUAAACAACAAACGACGUGUCGACGACGGGAACCGACACAGUGUCAUCUUGAAACGUGACGGUAAAAGAGGUUCAAUAGAAAUAGACAACAGUUGGACUCAAGAAGGAGAUGCUCCUGGUACAUCAACAUCGUUGAACGUCGAAGGAAAUAUCUACAUUGGAGGAACGCCGAAUAUCUCCAGGAUGACGGGCAAUAAGUUUUCACAAGGUUUCAACGGAUGCAUCCAUGGUUUUGAAUUGCAAAAUACCCAAAGAUUAGAUUUAGGAAUUAAAGCUAUCAAUGGUCUGAAUGUCAGGCCCUGCUCUAGCUUUUCAGGCCGAGACAUAUGGUUGAAUGAUCUGGUAAAUUGAAGAAAGAACCCCUAGAUUAGAUAAAACGCUGUCGUCGUUAAUAAAUACUUAAUUUUGUAUAUUUCACACCCCAUCGUGUUCACUAUUUUGUGUUCAUAUUAAAGUUGCACAUAUAAUAUUGAGAUUAUACUAAUUUGAAUAGCUCGAUAUUAUAAAGCUGUAUUUCACCAUUUCCUGCUUCUUGUGUUAAUAUUAUAUUAGCUUCAAUUUCUUUGGAAUACAGCCUUUGUACAUUUUUUAUAUGUUAAUACUGCCAUUUUUCCAGUUCGUUUACUUUUUUUACCGUUUUUUAUGUUUUAUUUUUUCAUAUAAUAGUUGAUGAGAAAAAUAUCGUGCCAUUUUACAUAAUAGUCUAAGUGAAAAAGAAAUUUAUGACUUGAAGUCAAUCCAGUAAAUAUUCCUUUUUCUCUACUUUCAUUUUUAUGGUGCUACUGCUUCGAAAAGAACUACAUGCAAAACACAAAUAAAAUACCGGUUAUUAAAAUAAGAUUUCUAAUCAAUUUAUGAAACAACUUCAUCCGGCUUUUCUUACCACAAUUAUUUCUAUUUAUAUCUUUAGCGGGUUUUAUUUCGCCAUAAACGGAAUUCAUAUUUCUAUGUUCACUUCUAUUUAUGUAAGACUUAGAAACUAAACCUAUUCCAUUCACUAGAAGCUUUGCUAAAAUUCUAGUUUCUAGGAAAUUGUCUACUAUUGGUUCUCAUUCUCAUUCUGUCUUCUGUUGUUAGUUAAGGGAGCCUUCAUUGAAUUUGAAAAUUUUCCAUUCAAAAAAUCCGUUAUACAUUGUUUUUAAACGUAGUUUUUUUUUAUAAAAUCCAUUGUAUCCGAUAUCUUUCAUAAAAAAAAUCGAUUGUUACACAACAUAAAAAUAAAUUCAUUUCAAUCUUCCCAUACUUAUGUUGAAGUUAUAUUUUUUGUGUUUUGCAAGUUUCUAUGUUCGAAAUACGUUUUUGUUCCGCGUAUGAUGAUAAAAUUAUUUAGUACUUACGUUUAAAAGAAAAUUUUUACAAUGUGAUUUCAAAAACGAAACGAAAACGUAUCAGCAAUGGUGAUUAACAAUACAGAAGUAGGUAUAGGCUAUUAAAAAACAAAAAGAUAUUUUAUAAUUGCUUAUUAUUUCUCUCUAGAUAACUCAUUGUUCUUAAAAACAUGUAUAUUACUCAAAAAAAAAAUAAUAUAAAAAAAAAAUGUCUAAACUUACAUUCAGAAAUUUGGAAGAAAAUAUUACCUGAAAAUGCAGUCUUUUAAUUCGUUGUUCGAGAAAAAUGCAUUCUCAAUAAAUACAGACAAUAAAUAUGAUAAAUGAACAUA